Phialemonium atrogriseum is the source of this 3110-nucleotide messenger RNA. RefSeq lists its product as uncharacterized. The transcript has a single exon. Gene Ontology annotation, molecular function: protein binding. Bases 417 to 2762 code for a protein of 781 amino acids. Lineage: Eukaryota; Fungi; Ascomycota; Sordariomycetes; Cephalothecales; Cephalothecaceae. The record is from RefSeq and is a predicted model, not a curated record.
ACUCUUCGCUUCACUUGAUGGUCGACGCUCGUAUCCAUUCACUCCCUACGACUUGGGGAUUCGGAGGCCUUGACCAAAGACAAGCAAACCCUUGGUGGCUAUUUUCUCUUCAACGGCCUGAGCCCCCUUUCAUUCGCAAUCAACGCUCAAAGCGCCAGAUAGUAUCUGGCUCAAAGGAAUAGUGGUCACCGUCAUCUCUGCCCGAGGUCACAGUAACCAUUUCUUUGUAGCCGUUUCCCAACCGGUGUUUCACGCUGCGGCAACUUGAAGAGCAAUCUCACGAUCCACCCGCACCGUCUCAAAUCACGAUAUGAUGUCGAGCAACUUUGUUUAACAAUACCGAGGAAACCAUUUACGAGUGCUGGGGAUAUCGGACUGAGCCGACUCAUAGCACUGAGUGAUAACGCAUCCUCAAGAUGCCCCUUCCGAAUCCGCCAGUGGCGUUGGACAACGCGUGUUCCGUCAUUUUCAACAACACACUUUACACCUUCUCGGCAGCUGCAUUCCAAGCGCUACCGCUUUCGCCGGGAGCAAAAUGGAAAAAGCUACCCCAUGGUGAGAAGGUUACGGGGGGAGUCUGUGUUGGAUCGACUCCAGGAGAUCCAAAGUUGGCCGGGCUUUAUGUGGUUGGAGGAAAGGGAAAGACGCCUGGUUACCAGGGCCUCCAAAAGUUCACAUACUCGACUGGGAAAUGGGAGGCCAUCACCCCGGAGACUCCCGUGACACAAGACCGGCUCUGGCACGGCGCCGUCUACCUCAAUGGCUCGGAUUCGAUUCUACUCUACGCCGGAGCUCAGGAUGGAGCCAAGCAUCCUUCCACCCAAACCUUCACUGUCGGUGCUUCAGCACCAUAUGCAGUUUCUGCCUUCCAGUCGGUAGCGCCACCCACAACCAACCCCAUCCUCCUUCAGUGGUCCGACUCGCAGGCAGCAUUGGUGGGCGGAAGCACGACAAAUACGCAGGUGACGCUCUUCAGCCCCGAGACAUCAUGGGUUGAUUCCGGAGCAUCUCUGGCAGAACCGUUGGAGAAAGAUAUAACGGCGAUGAAGGCUGUGCUGGUCAAGGGAGACGACGGAUCCAAGAACCUCUAUGUCUUUGACAUGACAGUGUCGCCGAACCUGGUCAAGAGGAUUGUAUUGGUUGAUGGACAAGGAGCACCGGUGCAGAACUCGGCCCCAGUCGUGAGGUCGGUGGAGGCCGUCGAGUCUCGUCUGGUGGGAAGGAGGGACGCCGAGUCGCUCACUGUGAAUGAUUGGCCGCAGUACAAUUCGACACUGGCACCGAAAGCCACCCGAAGUAAUUAUGCCGUGGCGGAAGAUCUGGAUGGGCUGAUCGUCUUCUCCGGUGGGAACGACGAUGAUAUCCUUUGCAUGUUCAAUGGAAGGGGAAACAGUUGGCGGAAUGCCACUGCUAUGUUGGUGGACCAGACCGUGCUUGCCGCGAAUACUGUUUCGUUAUCCGAGUCAGCCACACCCACGGCCACGUCGGCAACGCUUUCAACCAGCAGCAGCAUUGGCAGCAGCACUGCCACGGCUACCCCUACUCCAACCUCGACUCAGGCUGCGGCGACCGAUUCCGGAAGCGGCGGGAUCCCAACCAACACGGUCCUGGGUAUAUCCCUUGGCUCGAUAUUUGGGCUCGCCGUGGUCCUCAUCCUCCUCUACUUGUGCCUCGAAAGGCGUCGCAAGCGGCAAGCCAACAUUGAAGCCGGCAACGACGGCAGGGGAUACGCGGCGUCGACGAGCGAGAAAGACAGCAUUGUCUUUGCUAGUGAUAGCUUACCUCGCGGCCCGGUGGGGGGUGGAUUCCGGGGGCACCAGGUGCAAGACUCGCAGGGCUCGUUCUCAUCAAUAGCCAUCUUGAUGGGCCGCAUCAAGCAGCAGGACUCCCACCAACCCGAGGGCGUCAGCCGCAAUCCCAGCCAUCAGACCAAGCGCAGCUCGACGAGCAGCAUCUUUAACAAGGCCUUUAAGAGUACCAUCAGCAAGCCGAUGCCGCAAGGGGUUGCGCCCAUGACUGCUAUUCCGCCUCCGCCUCCGCAGCCCGCAGACGUGCAGAGCAGGGAAGACAAGGGUGUAUCCUUCGCGCCGGACACUGCAGGAACAAAAACAACGCCGCGUGCCGCCAACGCCGCUGCCGCCACGGACCGGCAGGGUGCCACACGCCGCAGCUCGGGCUGGAACAGGUACUGGUCAGGCGGCUCGGCUUUGAACAUUCUCGGCUUCGGUCACGGCAACGGUAGCGGUAAUGGUGCUGCUGCUGCUGCCAACUCCAAGAGGAUGACGGUUGAGUCUGCCCGGAGCUCUAACUACAGCGACCGGUCAAACUACCGAAUCACUCAAGACAGCGCAACUGUGCCACCCCUGAACGUCUAUGAGCCCCGCGCUUCCUUCAGCCGGGUCAACACCGGUAGCCCGACCAUUGCGUAUCACGAUAGCAAGCUCAAAGAGGGUAUGAGCGGGCAGAUCGAGCGACCCGUGAGCGCGCUCAGCGAUGGUUCUGCUUACUCGAGCGGCAUCCCGGCAUCUGUGCACGAGGCAUGGGACCCGACGAUGCCUGGGAAGCCCUGGGGUUCUGACAGGGCACCAAGCAGUGCCUACAGCAGCGGAUGCACGACUGCCCUUGCGCCUGCCGGCUCCACGGCCAAGCAGCCGGCUCAGGCGCCGACCGGUGUGAGUCGGCAACCACAGCUUGCUAUGGCGUCGACGUCCUCGGAUAUGAGCUGGUUGAACCUCGGAGACCACAAAGAUUCGCGUGUCUGAUCUUCCAUCCCCUUCGCUUCUCGGACCCAACCAUUGUCCCCAUGGACGCCCGCUCCUUUACAUAAAGAAAGACACGAACACCCACGGUCGAGAUUCAUGACAGCUUCCAUAGCUUGACGCCCAUCGCUUAUACCCCAUAAAGAGAGACGUCCCGGGGUACCAUCUUCUCGUCGGCUAUCUCAUUCCCAUUUCCACGAUCUGGCUUUGGCCACACCAUCGGCAGGAACUCUAUCUUGUCGACAUAGAAGCGCCCACGCAUUUACGGAGGAAAGGAAACAUCAAAAGUUCAAUCCAGCCUUUCUUCAACUCACCUAUAUCAGUGCCUCGAUUUUUCUGGCGUUUUCGAGA